AGUUCAUUCGUGGAUAGAGAUGACCACGAGCAGAGUGAACUACAAAAGCAGACGCAAUAACUACACCUUGUUGCGGAACAAAAUGACGUAACAUCAGGAAAAAAUGACGUAAAAGAGAGUUGCCUUCUCUUCCGACGAAAACCGCAGCAGCACCCCGCGGACGCUGCCGCAAUGAACCAGCGGAAGAACCCCUUCGCGGGGGGCGGGCUCGGCGGCCGCGGACAGCACGGAGGUGCCAAACACGGGAGUCAGCAUGACGAAAACCAAAAUGACGAUGAGAAUCAAAACAACCCAGGAGACGGCAGUGGCUCAAACAAUUCCGGCAAUUUGCUGGCCGAAACGUUCUAUCAACUGCAAAAAUGUCUGGGUCUGGAAGGUUGCAACGUGUCAUGCUAAAUCUGAAUCAGGCAAAAUAAAAAACUGUGUUGCAUAAUUGCCAAAAGUUGUGCACUUUUGACCUAACCGAGAGGCAGUUUCUCAUGCAGAAUAGGCAUUAGAACGGUCUCGCGGAAUCUGUCAUGCUAUGUCCUACAUACCAGACGAGACCUCAUGGGUUAUGCGAAAUAUGCAUGACAAACCUGGUGGCAAUCUUCCAGACCCAGACAUAUUUGCAGUUCAUACCUUCUCCAUCGAAACUCGGUUCAAUGAGUUCUUCGACUCCCGCCCCGUCAUGCUGUCGAUGGCCUGUUUGACCGUAUUUGUCUUAUGGGGUGACGACCUUCGGUUGUACGCGUUUCCGAAAGAUUACGACCCGGUCUUCUACACCUUUUUCCUCAUGGCCUUUCUCAUUUUCUUUUUCGAGUUUAUGGGGAACACGAUCUGCAAGCCGGGUUACAAGGGCGGGUUCUUCUUCUGGCUGGAUUUGAUCGCGACAUUUAGUUUGCUGAUCGACAUUCCCUGGGUCCUGGCACUGAUCGAGAAGUUAAUCGCGAGUAGUUCCGGGCAGUCGGACGACGAAGAAUCGGGUGCAGCGUCGAUCUAUGCAUUGCAAAUGUGUCUGGGUCUGGAAUGGUGUGAACUUGUGAUGCGCAUUUCACAACACACACAAAUCUCUGAUGCGUAGGCAGCAAAAGAUGCCCACUUACUGUCACCAAAAUGGAGGAUUUGUCAUGCGGAUUCGGCAUUGCGGAAUCUUCUCGAAACCUGUGAUGCUAGGGCUUCCAUGCCAGAGCUUCUGUGUCAUGCAAACACAGCACGACAAAACUCUGCAGUCUUCCAGACCCAGACAUCCUUGCAUUUCAUACGAUCAACUCCACGGUCGCGACGGUGCGAACUGCCCGGGCGGUGCGGCUCGUGCGGUUGAUCCGGUUGGUGCGAGUGGUGAAGCUGUGGUCCAUGGUACGGAAGGCGAACGAGUUUUGGGAGUGUCAGGAUUGAAAUCGUCGAAUUUGAAAUACUAGUUUGUCAUGCAUAGAAUACAGCCCACAAAGUGCCUGUCUUGCAGAGUAGGCAAGUGAGGUAGAUCGUAAGCUUGUUGAGGGGUAGAAACUGAGCUGCUAAAGUAGGAUGACAAAAGGCGUCUUCCUUACCCAAACAGCAUGAGAGAAACUGGAUUUCGGCUCUACCCAAAUUUGUCAUGCGCCACUUGGAAAGUGGGUUACAACUUUCAUCCAUUUUAUGCAUAUACUUACAAACUUUGUCGGUUUCAAUCCUGACACAUCCAUACGAAUCCCAAACGGACGAGAUGCUGCAGCAGCAACAACGGAAUGCGCAGAACGCGAAGCAAGCGGCUCUGAAGCGGGUGGAGGCAAGUCGGUUGGGGAAGUUGUUGUCGGAGAUGACGACAAGACGGGUCGUCGUCAUGGUACUGAUGAUGCUCUUCGUCUUACCGUUUCUCGACCCGGCGGAUUUGGACAACUCCAAAGUGUUCGGUCUCUCGCUCCUGUUCUGGUUCGGCCGCAGCUGGUGCGACACGAAUCCAAGUGGUGCGACAUCUUCAGGUAGUUCCUCUUCCUCCUCCUCCGCGGCUUCUUCCAGUGACCACUACGGGUGUUCCGAGUUUCAAACGGAAAACUGGCUUUUUCUUGACGGGUGGCGGCUAUGACCUACUCAAACGUUACAAUCUCAAACGUUGCAAUAGAGUCUGGAAUUUGUUGUCUCGCAUAAUGAGCAUGACAGACUCGCAGACCAUUCCACUUUCUGCAACACAAAUUUCGGCAGAUUGUAGUCUGGUUUGGGACUCCGGAACUUGUCAUGCGCAGUCCUAUGAGACUUGGCUAGAUCAUGCACUUCUUGCAUGACAGAUUUGCAAGUUCUAUUGUAACGUUUGAGAUUGUAACGGUUGAGCAGGUCAUAGCGGCACCUGGUGUUUUCCUAUUCGCAGCUCAGCCGGGACCGCUAUGAAGUGCAAAUAUGUCUGGGUCUGGAUGAAAAGUGGAACUUGUAAUGCGUGUCUUGCAUUUCUGGAAAAUCUUCUGUGUUGCAUGUGUAGCAAAAGAGGAGCUUCCACCUUUGUCAUGCAAAAACGAGAUUUGUAAUGCGUGCUAGGCAUCAACCGGCGUCUGAAAAACUUGUCAUGCUUGGCUGCCAUUGCAUUUGCAAGCGCCUCCGUGAACAUGCGCGACUCAGCAUCACAGGUUUCCAGACCGAGACAAAUUUGCAUUUCAUAACCGGUACGCAAGCACGACUGCGGACCACCUGAAACUGACCGAACCGCUGCUGUGGUAUGCAUUGCAAAUAUGUCUGGGACUGGAAGGUUGCAACUUGUGAUGCUGUCCUCACAUUCCAAAAGGAUUGGUAGUGCAGGAGCAGCAAGAGAAGUCCAGUUUGUGCUACGUGGGGAAGGCAUUUCUCAUGCGGAAUUUUAGAAAUCUGUGAUGCUAGAUCAUGCAUUACAAGCAUCGCCGGUCAUGCGAAGUAUGCAUGACAAACGUGGCAAUCUUCCAGACCCAGACAUAUUUGCAUUUGAUAUGUGGCUGCGGGUCCCCAAUUGGGCGGACGGGGGGAAGAUGAGCGACAUCGCGUCGGUAUCAAUUGCAAAAAUGUGGUCUGGGUCUGGAAGAGUCAUGCUGCUUUUGCAUGACACAGAAGGCCUGCCAUGGAAGUUCUAGGAUCACAGGUUUCGAGAAGCUUCCGCAAAAAUGCCGAAUCCGCAUGACAAAUCCCCCAUUCUGGUGACAGAAAGUGGCCAGCUUUUGCUGCCUGUGCAUGAAAGAUUUUUAUGGGUUGUAAAAUGCGCAUCACAAGUUUGCAUUCUUCCGGACCCAGACACUUUUGCAUUUGAUAGUCGGUGGUAACGGACAAGGGCUCGUGGUACGAAAACGCGUUCUGCGGCCGGCUGUUUCUGGUCACGAACGGGGACCACUGUCCGCAUCGGGAGGACGAACUCGAGGAUGUGAUUUACAUUCCCCCAAACACGGAGCAGAUGAUCAUCGCAGUGGCCCGGUUUGACCGGUCGGAGUUUUCGCGGGAACAAGCAGCGGUCUCCAUGCUGCAAACGUGUUUCGUGUGCAUUCUCCUCGGUACGAUGUCGAUUCAGUUUCAGAACGACACGCAGUCACUCGUGAUUCGGCCGAUCGAAAAGAUGGUAAAUAUCAUCAAGCAACUAGCGGAGGACCCGCUAGAGCCACCGAAUCUUGACGAAGACGGAGAGGAGAAUGGGAACGGCAGUGCAAGUUCUAUGGGCGGCGGUGGUGGCGGCUCUGGUGGGGGAGCAGGGGGGAAUAGCGGUGAUGGGAAAAAUAUCGUGUGCAAAAGUAUCGCAUUCGUAUUGCAGUCGUGCAUUAUAAAUCUUUUUCUUAAAGGUAAAUCCGCAUAUCAAAUUCCAUUACUCAUGCUGAGGAAAUUUGUAAUGCAUUCAUACGAGUACGAUACUUUUGCAGUUCAUAAAAGAGAAGAAGAAGAAAAAUAAGGGGCCACAGCUGGAAACCACGAUGCUUGAGAACACCAUUUUGAAAAUCGGCGGAUUGUUGCAGGUACAGAAGUUCUUACGUUUUUGAAGAUGUCUGCACGCAUGAUUGGCGCAAGGAGGUGAUCACGAUCAGUACCUAGACCCGUAAAGAGAGCAUGCGCAUGAAAAUGAUCCCUCCCCAAGUAGUUCCUGCUUCUUUCUUUCGAGAGCCGCUAUAGAAAUCACCUCGAAAUUUUACUUUACUUAGGUUGGUUUCGGCGAGGCCGGUGCACAGAUCAUCGGGAAGAACAUGUCAUCCGGCGACGGCGAGCUGAAUAUCAUGAUGCCGGGGUCGAAAGUGGAGUCCAUUUUUGGUUUCGUGGAUAUCCGGCAGUUCACCGACACGACAGAGUGUUUGGAGGAAGACGUCAUGGUGUUUGUCAACUCCAUAUCAAAUGUAAAAAUGUCUGGGUCUGGAGGAAUGCCACUUGUUAUGCUGCAUUUGGAUUCCAGAAAAAUCUGUAUUGCAUGAGUACCAAAAGGAAUGUAAUUUUUGCUACACGGAGAGGGCAUAUGUCAUGCGCAAUAGGCAUCAAGAAGCUCUGAAAAAAUCUGUGAUGCUAGGGCAUGCAUCACAGACAUCAGGGCUCAUGCAAAACGUGCAUGACAAGUGUCAGAAUGUUCCAGAUCCAGACAUUUUUACAGUUGAUACUCCAUCGGCUACAUUGUGCACAAGUGCGUCCACCGCUGGUCUGGGGUGGCGAACAAAAACAUCGUACUCAGACGAAAAGAUCUCCCCUCCCCAUACUGAAAGCGCAUCCGUGUGAAAAUCUGUGAUGCAGAUCUGUGGCCACAAAUCCUGUCUGUCUUGCAAGAAGGCAAACCCAGAGAGUCCGCCGCAUUAUGCAGGCGGUUUGUGAUGCUGGUCGGCUUACAGCGUCGACAUCUGUCAUGCCAGUCUCCUACAUCAAAACCUUGCGACUCCGGCUUGGCAUAUGCCUGCAGUCCUCUCCUGCAAGACAAAUUUGUGUACGGAAAUGCAGCAUGAGAAACUUCGUUUUGAUAUCGGGAGGGGGGAUUUUUCCUUUUGGUACAUCGGGGACGCCUUCCUCGUGCUGUGGAAGAUUCCGGACCGGAACAGUUUCGGGUCAAAUGGAGGGAGUAGUGGUGGGCUGUUCGGGUCCCACGGCUCGGCGGGGAGCAGCCAGCUGCAGGUAGCCGACAUUGCGGACCGGAGUUUGGUAACCACUGCAAAAGUAUCGUACUCGUAGAACCUAAUCCCAACACUGUGUGCUGCUGACAAUAUUAUGUCCUCCCUACUGAAUCCAGAUCAGCAUCACAAAUUCUUCUAUUAGUAUUUACAUUGCUUGACUUCCGGGUUCUGGUACGGCAUACCCCCGGCGAGAGGUGACCUUGACAGGUGACCUCGACAGGUGACCGUGACAGGUGACCUCGACAGGUGACCUUGACAGGUGACCUUGACAGGUGACCUCGACAGGUGACCCGGACAGGUGGCCACGACAGGCGACGACGACAGGCGAAGCGAGAGGUGAAACGAGAGGCGACGCGACAGGCGAGGAAAGAGGAUAAAUCACAGCUGAGGCCAACACCUACGCGCGUUUCGUUCUUGACGUGAAAAGCAAAUAUUUGCGACGCAGAAAAUGAAAAAGAUAAAAGGGCAAAGACACAAAGAACUGGCCCCACACACAAAGACGUUUCUGCGUCGCCAUGAAAAAAUAAAAAAGCGCUUACUUCUGCAACCAAUGCACGCCCGGGAGACCGUCUCCCGGAGACGGCUGCUUACUUCGCCUCCGGAAUCGGGAAUGAGUUGCGCAUCAAUAUUAGAGAACUUCUCUUCAGCAGCCGGGCAGAGAUAUCGCCUUUGCUUCUAUUUCAUUUUUGUCUUGCAAAAUGCAGGCACCUAAUUCAUCCUUUUGUUUUGCCAAUAGCGCACUAAGCCACCAUGCGCGCGCCUGGUGUGAGGCGAGGGGCGGACGCUGUCCGCCCCGAAGGCGAACACCCUUUCCCCACUAGCGCCACUAGGGACGGGCACAAGGCCCCAGCGUGGGGACCCUGUCCCCACGCGUGGGUCUUGUUUUUCAUGCUGCGCAAAUUUGUCAUUCGGUGCUGGCUACUAGAACUAUCCAGUGCGACACUUUUGCAAAAAUGCAUAUUUGUUCGCGUUUCUCAAAAUCAUCGCUGAGGCAAAGCGGUCCGAGCGCAUCAAGUCCUUCGCGAGUCACCCCCGGAUCAUCCAGAAAUUUGGCAAAAACUGUAUAACCUGCUCAGGUGUUACAAUCUCAAGCGUUACAAUAGAAUAUGGAAAUCUGUCAUGCAAGAAAUGCAUUAUCUACUUAGCCAACUCUCGCAGGAUUGCGCAUGACAAGUUCUGGAGUCCCAAACCGCGCUGCAAUUAUCUGGCGUAGUUUGUAUUGCGGAAAGUGGAACGCUGUCCGAGUCUGUCAUGCUCAUUGUGCAAUACAAAACCCGGACUGUAUUGCAACGUUUGAGAUUGCAACGUUUGAGCAGGUCAUAAACUGCGAGGUCUGCCGGUUUGGGCUUGGGCUGCACGUCGGGUGGGCGAUCGAAGGUCCAAUAUCCUGUGUAAAAACGCCCUUACCCCAAAGUUAAGUUGGGAAUUUGGCAAGACAAGUCGACCAUCUUUGGGACUCACGCAUAGCAAGUUCUUUGGCUUCUACGCAGUGCAGUCGUGCCUAGCUAGGUCAAACGCAUCACAGAUCCAGUCUGGCACCCUGAUUAGCGCAUGACAGGUUUUUCCCAGAUGCCACUAGGUAAUGCCUCUCAUAGAGUGAGCGGCAUGACACACAUUCUGAGCAUGCAGAUCUGCAUGACAGCUAUUGGGUGGGGAAGUUUCUCCUCAGGGUAUCCAAUCGGCAGUGACUACAAAAUCGACGCGAGUUACCUGAGUCCGCACGUGAAUAUCACGAUGUCGCUGGAGGCCUGGACGAAGAUUUACCUGGUGAAUCUGCUCCUGUCCGAGCCACUGUACCUCUUCCUGUCGCUGAAGGCCAAACAACGGUGUCGGAAGAUCGACAUGGUGAGCAUUUCGACGGACAUAUGCAAUGCAAAAGCAUCGUACUAGUACAAAUUGCAUUACAAAGUAGCCCACCAUUACAAAUUGAAUUUGUAAUGCUGAUUUACCCUGAGAAAGAGAUUUGUAAUGCAUAAAUGCAAUUAGAAUUACUACGAGUGCGAUACUUUUGCACAGGAUAGGACAAUGCUAGUAGCAACGCGACAGUGGUCUUGUCCACUUCUACUUCCGGAGCAGGAACGAGCUCGUCAGGUACCGGUGGCGGCGCCCAGGACGCGGGUGGCGAGGGCGGAAGUGGUCUUGCUGGAUCUGUUACGAGUCUCGGCGCAGGAGGAGCAAGUGCGGCUCCGACUAGAACCGCAUAUCACAGGAAAAAAGUGUUACAGUUACACAUCUCUUGGAACUUCUGCAUCACAAAUUUGCUCUGCAUGCCGAAGAAAACUUGUAAUGCGCAGACCAUAAGGGAAAACACGAAUGGAAUGAGGCUGGCAAUUGUUUCCUGCAUGACAGAGGUUGUCUGUCUUGCUUGUCUCGCAUGAGAGUGUGUAACUGUAACACUUUUUUCUCACGAUACCGCGGGCGCGCUGUUAAGUAGUUCCGGUUCGGUGUUACUGGCAUCUGGUGGCGCUGUAUCAAGUGCAAAUAUGUCUGGGUCUGGAAGGUUGGAACUUGUGAUGCUAACUUUGGACUCUAAAAAAAACUGUAUUGCAUGACCAGCAAGAGGAGUCUAGUUAUUUGCGCUACGCGGGGAGGGCGUUUGUCGUGCGGCGUAGGCAUCAGGAAGCCCUCUAGAAAUCUGUGAUGCUAGGUCGUGCAUUACAGACGUCCUGGGUCAUGCAAAACAUGCAUGACAAGUCUCAGAAUCUUCCAGACCCAGACAUAUUUGCAUUUGAUACGCUGGCGCGUCGCACGGGGCCGGGUCGUCAAGCACCAAUGGGAAGCCGUUUGGGCUGUACACCUUUCCCAUGGAUGUCACCAACUGCGUCGCCACCACGCCGUAUCAAUUUCUCGAGCAGCACCGGUCGCCGGGCGACGUGUGGAAACCGGAAUCAUUGUCCGAGAAUGUCUAUCAAAUGCAGCUCAAUAUGUCGGAGUCUGGAAGAAUGCAACCUGUGAUGCUAAGUUUGGAAUCUAAAAAAAUCUGUAAAUGCAUGAGCAGCAAUAAAAGGAGUCGACUUGUUUUUGCUACGCGGCGAGGGCGUUUCUCAUCAUGCGGGAUAGGCAUCAAGAAGAUGCCCGCAAAAAAUCUGUGAUGCUGCUGCAUACACCACAGACAUCAUGGGUGGUCAUGCAAGGUGUGCAUUUGACAAACCUUGCAUCCCUCUAGUGACCACAUUCAUAUUUGCAAAACUGCAUAAUGUCAACACGGAUGUUAUAGAGAUGCGCGACGGGGUGGAGUUUUUGUUCCUGAUCGACAAAGUAUGACAGUGCACAUAGCUGCCCCUCCCCCUCAUUCGUAUAGCAUGAACGGCAAUACAAGCAUCAGCAAGAGUGCCGGUUUUGCAUGACAGAUUUGCACCGGAGUAUAGUGCUAUUUGGGCUAGUGCCAGAACUUGUCAUGCAUAAUAGUGACAGGAGGGAAAGCGUGGAUUUGGUAGUUUGCAUGAGAAAUGAGAACGAGUGGGAGUUGUGCACUUUCAUACAAAGACGUGCAUCUGCUGCAGAAAAACGUUCCGGGUUUUGAUCCAGACCUGCUGCAAGUCAACUGCUCUACGCAGCUGGAGGUGAAAGCGAAACAGAGAAUAUGCAAACAAAAAAAGUGUUACAGUUACACAUUGUGUUGCGGCAAGCCCUGUCAUGCCGGAUAUGCACAAGAACACAAUUUCAUGAGUGUUUUCCCUUGUGAUCUCUGUCAUGCAAGGCAAGUUCGUCUUAGUGAGCCGAAGGCACUACAAAUGUGUAAACUGUAACACUUUUUUUGUGCGACAGCGCAAAGCGCUCAGCUACUACCUCGCGGGCGAUUGGCGCUUGGCCAGGGAGUAUUACGAGGAUUUGCUCGGGAAUAGUAAUUCCCAGUCAGGAACAACAGCAAAUAAGGGAAAAAAUAAUCCUGAUGGAGGUACUAGUGGUAAAAACACUUCUUCAGCAUCCCAAGCCGGUGGUGGAAUGAUGUCAGAUGGCGACCAAAAUAAACAAGCACCGGGAGUUGUAGAUUCUGAGAAUGAGGAUGCCAGUGACGCAAUCUCCAAGUCUACGCUUUCCAAUGUGACCGUGAGCACCGCCGGUACGCUUGGAACAACAACGACGACGACAACGGCGGCUUUGAAUCUAAAUCAAAACAACAAAAAAGACCACGACGGCGUAGGACCACGAACAAAUAGUAGUAGAAACAAGGGGGAGCAGCCGAACAAUAAUGCGAAAACCACGACUGGCACUGGGGUGGAUACCUGCGCUCAAGUGGUUUACGAGUACAUGAAAUCGUUCGAGUUCGUAUCUAGAUGGAGACCAGUUCAUCUCGCAUCCACUUGGUGUCAUUGUGUCAGUGCAAUAACCGUUGCGUUUGGCAUGAUGCGCUAAUGUCGGCUUCUCAGAUUCAGGAUCAGUAUCCAGUUACAUGCGGCACAGCUACACUGUUUGCUAUGACAUAUAGACCAUUAUGCGAGACGUCGCUUGAUUCGUGUUGAACUUGAAAGCUGGCAGGACUCCACGCAAGACGGCUAUGCGAUCGUGAGAAAACGGCGCCAGGCCUGACCCCAACAAAAGAAGGGCACUGGCAGCGGCUUCUCCCACAGGCUGGGCGCACUGUUCAUGGCCCCCCGCUUGCUUGGCUCGCCUCGCCUGACACUCACAAACGACACGUAGGACGACCCGGCUAUCGCGCACUUGCAUACACCUGCCAAAGCCCCCGCUAAAGAUUGCAGGCCACUGCCUCCGGGGGUGCUUGGGUUGGCUAAUUUGCCUCCUUGGCAGGUCGCGUCCUGAGGGGGCGGGCACACUGAUGCCGGUGUGCUGCCCCAAAGAGCCGAACCAGCGGCGCCACUUUUCUAAAAGUCGCGGCCCCGGGCCUCCGCGGAUUCUUGGGAUUCUUGGAAGAAACACGCACCCGCGGGACCCCUAAAAGGGGUUUUUUCCGGAACCCUUGUAGCAGUGGGGGAAGCUUCCAAAAGUAGUGCUUUUGGGUACCCCUCCCGGAGGGUCCUCGGAAAGGCUCGCGCAUCACGGAAAACCUUCCGUCUUAGAAGCCCCGGGCACAUAUUUCCA
Amoebophrya sp. A120 is the source of this 10082-nucleotide messenger RNA. NCBI's taxonomy places the organism in Eukaryota, Dinophyceae, Syndiniales, Amoebophryaceae. The record is from the annotation of a GenBank genome assembly.